UUUUUAUUCAUUACUAUAUACUCAAAAUUUUGAUAAUCCAAUUUCCAAGCAAAGGAGUUUUUACCGACUAUAUUUCUUGUCUCAGAAAACACUGUUACAAAUUCAUUAAGCUUCUCUCAGAAAACCAAUUUUAAGGAUACGUGGUGUGAACUGCUAAUGGGAGAACACUUGGCUCUAUGUGUUGAUCGUCUUAUCACACCUGAAUCUUUGAACUCUCUGAAAGGAUCAGAGGAUGCAGGAUCUUCAGGGGGAAGUUCUUGCUCUCACACUAUAGGUCAAUCUGCCUAUGGUACUGCUAAUAAGGAGGAUGAAGAACCAGAAACUGGAGGUGAAGAUCAACCAUUACUUCAGACCGUGGAAUGCCGAAUUUGCCAGGAAGAAGAUAGCCCGAAGAAUUUGGAGAUUCCUUGCAGCUGCAAUGGCAGCUUAAAGUAUGCUCAUAGGAAAUGUGUUCAGCGGUGGUGCAAUGAGAAGGGCGAUAUAAUUUGCGAGAUCUGCCAUCAGUCUUACCGACCUGGCUAUACUGCUCCACCACCACCUUCUCUCUCUGAAGAUAUUGCCAUUGACAUGAGUGGGGGCUGGACAGUGGCUGGUACUCAGCUUGACUUACGUGAUCCUCGGCUUCUUGCAAUGGCAGCUGCAGAGCGUCAUCUCUUGGAGGCUGACUAUGACGAAUAUGCUGAUUCAAGUGCUAGUGGAGCUGCAUUUUGCCGUUCUGCUGCUUUAAUUUUAAUGGCCCUUUUAUUAUUGAGGCAUGCUGUGACCAUCGGAAAUGGUGAUGCUGAUGGUGAUGGGGAUGAUGAUGAUGUUUCUGCCUUUUUCUCGCUUUUCUUACUCCGUGCUGCUGGUUUUCUUCUACCUUGCUACAUUAUGGCUUGGGCUAUCAGUAUCAUGCAGCGUCGAAGGCAGAGACAGGAGGCAGCAGCAGUAGCGGCAGCAGAAGUUGCUUUCAUGCUGCAGGCAGGGCAACAUAGGGGAUUGCAUGUAACAAUAGCACCAGGACCUGCACAGGCAGCAGAACCUUCAGCAAACCCAACUACCCACGUUGCAACUCCGACCGGCCAGGUCGUAACUCCUCCUCCAGAGCUAGUAUAAAUGGCUUUGCUCAGCUUGCAUGUUAAAAAGUAGUUGCUAAUGGUGGCAUUGUACUUUUGUAAGUUGCACAAGUUAAAGAGAAUAGAGGUUUUUGUUCCUUUUUUUAUUUCUCUUUAUUGUAUUAGUUGUAUCUUUGCCCUGCCAACAAUGGACUGAUGCAGAAGCGGAAACUGUUUUCAUUUGUUCAAUAUUUCACUAAUGCUUGAACAUGUAAAAAAAAAAAAAUAUCAUGGCAGCUAACUUAGCUGCUUCCAUUUCAAUGUGGAGAUGGCCACAUCUUCACAUUGUGUACAUUGUUUCUUUUUAUAGAUAUGGUUUUCGCUUAA
Lycium ferocissimum is the source of this 1421-nucleotide messenger RNA. RefSeq lists its product as uncharacterized. The record is from RefSeq and is a predicted model, not a curated record. Gene Ontology annotation, molecular function: ubiquitin-protein transferase activity; zinc ion binding. Lineage: Eukaryota; Viridiplantae; Streptophyta; Magnoliopsida; Solanales; Solanaceae. The coding region runs from base 157 to 1095 and encodes 312 amino acids. The transcript has 8 exons. Gene Ontology annotation, biological process: protein ubiquitination. Gene Ontology annotation, cellular component: membrane.